This is a messenger RNA of Laetiporus sulphureus 93-53, 526 nucleotides long. RefSeq lists its product as uncharacterized. The record is from RefSeq and is a predicted model, not a curated record. The transcript has 5 exons. Bases 46 to 255 code for a protein of 69 amino acids. Lineage: Eukaryota; Fungi; Basidiomycota; Agaricomycetes; Polyporales; Laetiporaceae.
CCGCCCACCAACUCAUCCGCCCCCAUUUGCGCGCACUUGCCCAUCAUGUCCCCGCUGUUGCGCCCACUCGUCUACAAGGAGAACCAUGUCACGGAGUUGCAGAGGCACGUCCAGGCCUCGCAUGAACCGGUCUACUACCGCCUCCCUCGCGGGAAGCUGUACGUCAAGUCGUACUACGCCGUGUUCGCGGGAACAAUGGCGUUUACCCUCUACGGCGCGUUCUCCCUCAUAAGGGGCAAGCCUUCCACGCAGUAGAGUGUGUGCGCAUGUCGACCGUAGGGCUUAGACAAUGUAAUUCUUCGACUAUUAUGUCUCGCCGUGCACAAAGAAAGACAACGCUGCAAUACGAUUAUCUUUCGUUAUGAUGAGAUAUAUGUCCACCGUCUACGCAUGGACUUCGUGGGUCCUCCGCUCAGGCCGGUUGAGCAAUCGGGUGUCACGUCAUCAUUGAUCCUUUUCUUUUCUGCUACAAUUUCUUUGAUUCUCUGUAAGACUGGCUACCGAAAUGCACGGACAUGGAAGGUGC